AUGGAAACCAAGACACUCAACUGGUGUGGAUAUGAGAAAAUGGCGUGUGAAGAAGAUGCAUGUUCAAAAUACUUGACUCAUCUUGACUUUAGUGGAUACCCCAUUCCACUAAGUUGGCAAUGGGAGUUUCCCAUCCCCGAGAGUAUCUUUGAACCUAUACCUCUAAUGGAGAGCUUCCCAACUGAUCCUAUUUACACAUCAAUUGAGGAAUUUGAAAACCCAUUUCUAUGCCAAGAGGAUUUCUACAUUGGUCAUAGAAAUGGAAUCGGAAUCUGGGACGACCUGAAUUUUGGAUUUGAAGUUGAAACAGGGAAAGAGAUUAUUUUGUAUAAUGAUAAUAGUAAAGAGGCUGGUGAGAGUUUGAUAAGAGAGAAGCCAAAGAGGGUCAGGGAAGAAAAAAGUUUAGGUUCGAAUGAGUUGACCCGUAGUACCAUAUCCCGUUACUUCUACAUGCCCAUCACACAAGCUGCCAAAGAACUAAACAUUGGGUUAACACUCUUGAAGAAAAGGUGUAGGGAAUUAGGAAUUCGGAGAUGGCCUCAUAGGAAAUUGAUUAGCUUGCAGACCCUCAUCAAAAACGUUCAGGAACUGGGUAAAGAAAACCGAGAUGUGAGUCGAGAAAAGCUCAGGAAUGCAGUGGAGAUACUGGAGCAGGAGAGAAAGUUGAUGGAGGAAAUGCCUGAUUUGCAACUUGAGGAAAAGACGAAGAAGCUUAGACAAGCCUGUUUCAAGGCCAAUUACAAAAAGAGAAAACUUAUGGGGAUGAUAGAUUUACCCACUUCGUCAACCACCAAUACAUGGCCGGAGUCUUAUGAUUCUCUCUGUGGAGAGAUUCAAACUCAAAAAAGAGGGCAAAGUUCAAUGUAA
Molecule: messenger RNA, 867 nt
Organism: Nelumbo nucifera (sacred lotus)
Lineage: Eukaryota; Viridiplantae; Streptophyta; Magnoliopsida; Proteales; Nelumbonaceae
Product: protein RKD1-like
Molecular function (GO): DNA-binding transcription factor activity
Source: RefSeq, a predicted model, not a curated record